CGGAGUUGUCAGCCCCAUCAGAUGGCAUCAGUAUCCACGGAUCCCUUGGAGCAGACUCGCUUCAAGUCGCAUUCUGCUGGAGUCGUGCUAAAGACAGCUGUGCUAGGAACGUCUCCGGGCGCCCCAGGAGAUCCGCAGCUAUGCAGUGCCCUGUGCUGGAAGUUUUCUCGAUCUUCCCGAUAAUUGGCUCCUGGGCCGCCAGUGUCACUGGGUCGUGGGCCGCUUGGGUCCUGCUCCUCCAUUGCAUGCGAACGACCCUGGAUGAGGCGCUAGCGUUUCCCUUGCCCUUGCGCUGGUCUCCGUUGUCCUGGCCCUCUGGUCACCCAAUGGAGGCCAAACACCAGCCCGGCAAGCUUGGGUUGGACCCCGUAGGGCCCUUGAAGACCCUCCGAGACCCCUGCCCUUGGGCUCCUCCUAGGCCCUCUUUUCUUGCAAUCUUGACCUCAGCCGGCUGUCACUGCAUUCAUGCGAAAAUGUAUGGGUGGGCGCUGGUUCUCCAGAGCGACUUUUUAGGGCUUUCCGAAUCACGAUGACGACACGAUGAAGUCAAAGUGGCCGAGCGAAGCUUCAGAUGCGGAUUUUUGCCAGCAGCACCGGAUUUGCAAUUAUGGAUGGUCCCAGGGUUGAUGCGACAUCUGAUACUAUUCUGAUUCGCGGUUUACAGUCGGGUCGCAUGGUCGCAAAUCCUCCCAUUUUCUGAUUAUGCUUCAGAUAUUU
Molecule: messenger RNA, 717 nt
Organism: Trichoderma asperellum CBS 433.97
Lineage: Eukaryota; Fungi; Ascomycota; Sordariomycetes; Hypocreales; Hypocreaceae
Source: RefSeq, a predicted model, not a curated record